AUGUCGGAAGCCUACGAACGCGAGCGCCAGAACAACGCGCGCCUCGAGGAGCUGUCGGCCAAGGUGUCGUCGCUGCGCGGCGUCACGGUCGACAUCUACGACAACGCGCGCGCGCAGGACGUCAUUGACAACACCUCCGACACCUUCUCGUCCAUGUCGACGCAGCUCAAGGGCUCCGCCGGCCGCCUGACGCGCAUGGCCGCCUCCGGGAACAAGGUCGCCAUAUUCAAGCUCUCGGCCAUCAUCAUCGGCGCCUUCCUCGUGCUGUACUACCUGUGCAAGCUUCUGUUCCGCGGCUCGCCCGCUUGA
Neoarthrinium moseri is the source of this 309-nucleotide messenger RNA. RefSeq lists its product as uncharacterized. The transcript is spliced from 2 exons. Lineage: Eukaryota; Fungi; Ascomycota; Sordariomycetes; Amphisphaeriales; Apiosporaceae. The record is from RefSeq and is a predicted model, not a curated record. The coding region runs from base 1 to 309 and encodes 102 amino acids. Gene Ontology annotation, biological process: intra-Golgi vesicle-mediated transport.